Messenger RNA from Drosophila erecta, 1462 nucleotides. Its product is annotated as endochitinase A. Lineage: Eukaryota; Metazoa; Arthropoda; Insecta; Diptera; Drosophilidae. The record is from RefSeq and is a predicted model, not a curated record. The coding region runs from base 11 to 1132 and encodes 373 amino acids. The transcript has 3 exons.
ACAGGACAAGAUGUAUAAGACCAUCAGGCACGGGGAGAACAGCCUGCAGUACACGAUUCUGCCCCAGAACGACGACUUCCGCAUCGAGGGCAAGCUGUCGGGCUCCGGACGAUCGGGCUCCGCCGGCGGGGGAGCCUCCGCCUCCGCAUCCGGAAAGGCCAAGGGCCAGCGACGCCGCCGCUCCUUCUUCGCCUACUUGGGCUUGAUCUUCGUGUGCACCGUGAUCAUUGGCGCCGUGCUCCUACCCUUCCUGGUGUCCGCCGAGUGUCUGCCGAAUCCCACGGAAUGGUUCCUGAAGACCAAGGCGGCCCUCAUCCACAGUCCACAGCCAGGCGGCGCAGAGGCGGCUGGCAGUGCCGCACUACCCACGGGAUCCCCCUUGCUGCAGCAGAACGUGGGACGGAAUGUGCAGAUUGUGAACCGAAAUGGCAUUGAGCAGUUCGUGAUCCGCGUGAACAAGACCAAUCCGAGUGCCAGCACCACCAGUGGCACCACCACCACCACCACCGUGACCAGCAGCUCCAGUUCCAGCAGCAGCAGCAGCACCUCCACGACAACGACGACGACAACCGCUCCAGCCCCCACAACCACCAGCACCGCCACCACGACAACCAGGGAGCCUCCGGUGCCGACAACUCCGAGGAACCCGCCUCCGCCGCCGCCUCCACCGGCCACCACGAUCACCACCCGCAUCAUCCAGGUGCCGCUACUCAAGUCCGCCGCCAAGAAGCCCAUAAUGCCGCCAGUUCUGGCCAAGGCCCAGGGGCCGCAGGUCCAAAACUCCAGGGUGCAGACGCAGUCGGGCACGGAGCACGACUCGAAAUCGACAUCGGAAUCGGAGGACGGUCAGAAGAGCAACGGCGCCUGGAUAAAGACGCACUGGGCCUACAUCGAUCCCUCGACGUACUUCCAAUGGACCGGCUACAAGGACGAGGAUAGCGUGCUGCUGCCCGCUCUGCUGGGCUUCGCCCUCAUCGGAGUGAUUUUGAUCAUAACGGUCUGCCUGGUGGCACGCAACAAGCGCACCAUUGUGUCCUCCGUCCGCAAGCGGCAUCGCAAUGACAUCGAGGAGCAGGGCGCCGAGGACAACGCCACUCUGCUGACCACCACCAACAUGUCGGACGACGACUAAUUGGAGCUCGUCCAGAUGAUUCCCUGUUCGCCCUCGGUUCCAGCUUUUGAUUUCCGGCCUGCUUGAGCGAUUCCAAGUCGCCGGGCCAUCGCCCACUUCGCCCAUCCGUUUGAGAUUACCCAGACCUGCUAAAAUUGUAAGAUUGCUCCACACCAGCGGAUCCAGUAUGCUAAUCCCCAUUCCCAUCCCCCUCCUUCCGGAAGGCGGAGCAACAAGAAAUCCAAGAACGAAGAAGACUGUUUCUGAAACAAUUGCUUGGCUAUCCUCUCCUUAUAGUUUACCAAUGCUCCUCCUCCCCCAAAACUGUGUGCGUGUGUGUGCUUGAGAGAG